UUUAGUUGCUUAUUAUUGAUUUUUUACCUGUUGUUUAGCGCAAAAAAGCGCGUGGCCGUAAUGUCGCUUUUUCGCAAACCGAAAAAGAUACAGCGACGAGUUUUUUCCAGCAAUGUGGACGCAGACGAGGACGAGGCGAAUCACAAUUACAGUGGUGCUGCCGAAUCGAAGGCGGAUGGAAAUCUAGUUGCGCCGUCGCUUCUAGUAACAUCGGAGAAGCGCGAUAAGGGAAAGAAGCAUUCGAAGCCAUCUAGUAGUGACAAUGGAGUGGGCAAACAAAGUCAGAGCCAACCCAAGCUACUUAGCUUUGCAGACGAUGAGGACGAUGGCGAAGUCUUUCAAGUACGCAAAUCUUCUCAUAGCAAAAAGGUGAUGCGAAUGAUGGACAAGGAGCGGCGCAAAAAGAAGCGUGAAGAACAAUCCACAAACGCUGGCGGGCACAGUGGAAAUAAUGAGAAUGGUAGUGGUAGUACACAGCAUUUAGGGUCCAGUAUUCUCUCAACUUCGGGUCACACUACUGGUAGCAGUAGAUAUAGAAGUGCGUCGGCAGAUAUCGGCGCGAGCGUACAGAGUAAAAGUAAAAAAUGUGAUAAUGAUAUGAUCCAAACCGAAAUACGCACAGACGACUUUGUGCUUGUGGUUAAAAAAUCCGAAACGCCUGUUAUAUUAAAUGGACGGUCUGCUUUAUGCGCUGGUCGUGACGAUAUGAGUGAUGAAGAAACAGUCGAGGAAACAGACAAUUCACGGACUGCUCAUCAUCGCUUCUCAAAGCCGGAGCAUUUCAGACAAAUGCUGGAGAGCGGCUCCAUUCCGGAUGCAGCGAUGAUACAUGCUGCUCGAAAGCGCAGACAACGCGCUCGGGAACAAGGUGCUGCCGAAUUCAUACCCAUAGAGGAGCCUAAAGAACCUCCAAAACUGAGCACAAGGCUGCCACGCGAAGAUGUCGAGGGCGAUCAGUCGGACGACGAAGAGCGCAUGGAUAUGAACGAUAUAACUGGUCGCAAGGAGCGCGAAGAGCGUCGCGAACAGUUCUAUGCUGUUGAGAAUGAUUUAUCCGAGGAAGAUUCUGAACGUGAAAUGCACGAGUGGGAGAAUCAACAGAUUCGAAAAGGUGUGACAGGGGCGCAGCUGGUUCAUGCCCAGCACGAGACUGUGUUGUCCCGUUUCAUGAUCAAACCGACUGGUAGCGGCAAUGGCUUAGAAGAUGCCCAGCUCUUGGCCCCACAGUCUACAUCAACGCUAUUGGAGCAAGCCUAUGCAAAGAACGCAAUUGACCGGUGUGCAUUAACAACAGCGACACGCAACAGGGUAAAGAAGGAGACCAAACCAAAGGCGACUGCAUUGCGAACUCCUCAGGAGGUGUGCUCAACAAUUACUUCCCGACUAGCCGAACUCAAGGACAGCAACGCGGACCACAGCGCCACGAUGGCGCGUAUAGCUACAGAGCUUAAAGCCCUGAAACUCCGGGAGCUUGAUUGUCAACAGAAUGCACCAACAGUGGCAGCUAAGUAUAAAUUCUAUCAAGAAAUCAAGUGCUAUGUCAAUGAUCUCGUGGAUUGUCUCAAUGAGAAGACACCCCUUAUUAAUGAGCUGGAGAAGCGAGCUUUGCAGCUAUAUGGCAAAAAUCAGCGUUAUUUGGUGAAUCGACGCCGUCAGGAUGUCCGAGACCAAGCUAAAGAAAUGGCCGAAGCAACAAAACCUUUAACAACACGUCGCACUGCAGAAUAUGAGGAACAAGUGCGGCGAGCCGCAGAACGGGAAGGUCGAAGAACUCGCCGGCGUUGUGAGCGCGAACGGAACGAUUUGUUAGGCUCACAUUUGGAUGGCAUGUCUAGUGACGACGAGAUAGCUGAUCAACAGCACGAGCAAUCUUUGGCCGCAACAGCACAAAUCGAAUCGCAAGCUGCUUCAUGUUUCGCGGAUGUGACCGAUGAGUUUUGUAAAAUCGAUUUGAUAUUGAUGAAGUUCUAUGCUUGGCGCAAAACCGACAUGUCCUCCUAUAAGGAUGCGUUCGUGAGCUUGUGUUUACCUAAGUUACUGUCGCCUCUGGUGCGUUACGAGCUGCUGCUUUGGUCACCGCUUCUCGAAGAGUAUACGGACAUUGAGACAAUGCAUUGGUAUACUUCGUGCAUGCUGUAUGCGUACACGGCGGAUGAAUCCGUCGAUCGUUUAAAAGAAGAUCCAGAUGUUAAUUUAGUUCCGGCCCUAAUCGAAAAAAUUGUACUACCAAAGUUGACGUCCUUAGUAACAGAAUGCUGGGACCCUUUGUCCACAACGCAAACAUUGCGUCUGGUUGGUUUCAUAAAUCGUCUGGCCCGCGAAUUUCCAUUGAAUGUAACCAAUAAGCAGCUAAAGAAAUUGUUUGAGGCCAUUAUAGAGUGCAUGCGUUCAGCUUUAGAAAACGAUGUAUUUAUUCCAAUAUUUCCCAAGCAGGUUUAUGAGGCGAAGACUUCGUUUUUUCAGCGUCAGUUCUGCAGCGGCUUGAAAUUGUUCCGCAAUUUUCUGAGCUGGCAGGGCAUUUUAGCGGAUAAACCUUUAAGGGAACUAGCAAUAGGGGCCCUGCUAAAUCGCUAUCUAUUAUUGGCCAUGCGCGUCUGUACGGCAAAUGACGCCAUUAGUAAAGCCUAUGUUAUAGUCAACACUUUACCAACCGUUUGGGUGUCCGAUAGCCAAACUCUAAAACACUUGGAGCUUUUUAUAAACUAUAUAAGACAGACAAUGGAAAGCUGUGAUGCAGGAAAUCCGCUAUUUCUGCAAUCGUGCGACAAGGCCAAGCAAAUACUACAACGAUUACAUAGUUUAUAAUUUAAGGCCAUCCUGCACCAAAUCACAACAAAAUAAACUUUAAAAAAGCCUGCAAUAA
Scaptodrosophila lebanonensis is the source of this 2863-nucleotide messenger RNA. RefSeq names its product PAX3- and PAX7-binding protein 1. The coding region runs from base 61 to 2805 and encodes 914 amino acids. Gene Ontology annotation, molecular function: DNA binding. Gene Ontology annotation, biological process: mRNA splicing, via spliceosome; spliceosomal complex disassembly. The record is from RefSeq and is a predicted model, not a curated record. Gene Ontology annotation, cellular component: nucleus; U2-type post-mRNA release spliceosomal complex. NCBI's taxonomy places the organism in Eukaryota, Metazoa, Arthropoda, Insecta, Diptera, Drosophilidae. The transcript is spliced from 10 exons.